ACAGCGCAUUCAGUAUAGGGAGAAGCAGGGACUCACUAUGAGGGGGAACUUUGUUUCUAUGAAACUUAGGAAUAUUUGCAAAAUAUAGUAAAAAUUAUCAAUAUCCCUCGUGAAUCCAUAACCUGCCCCUAGGGUUUGAGGUUUUUAGUUUAGUCCGCCCGGAAAGGGCUUCUACACUCACUAUUCUUACACUUUUUUGAAAGAAUGUGGGAGACAGACAGUUAGCCAGCUAGCUAGCUAGCUGAGAGGUGAUACAGGCGGCAGGAGAACAAAAGAAUUUUUUUGCGUUUUGGCCGGUUGUACUGACACCAAGUCCAUGCAGAACGUGUCAUUACCAUCACAAUGCCCGUUUUACUUUUUCUGAUAGACACGUCCGCUUCAAUGAACCAGCGCACCCAUCUGGGCACUACCUAUCUGGACAUAGCAAAAGGCGCUGUUGAGACUUUUAUGAAGCUCAGAGGCAGAGACCCGGCCAGCCGAGGGGACCGGUACAUGUUGGUAAAUUUUGAAGACGUUCCGUUCGGGAUCAAGGCUGGAUGGAAAGAGAGCCACGCCACGUUCAUGACAGAGCUGAGGAACCUCCAGGCAACCGGACUCACGUCUAUUGGCCAGUCCUUGAGGACCGCUUUUGAUUUACUCAAUCUCAAUAGAUUAGUGACUGGGAUAGACAACUAUGGACAGGGGAGGAAUCCCUUUUUCCUCGAGCCUGCCAUCAUCAUCGCCAUCAGCGACGGCAACAAGUUGACCAGCGGCGGCGGGGUCCAAGACGAGCUCCACCUGCCUCUAACUACUCCGCUGCCAGGUAGCGAGCUGACCAAGGAGCCCUUCCGCUGGGACCAACGUCUGUUCGCUCUGGUGCUGCGUAUCCCUGGCAACGCCUCGGUUGAGCCCGAACCCCUCGGUGGUGUCCCACCUGAUGAUUCUCCCAUCACCCCCAUGUGUGAGGUCACUGGAGGCCGUUCCUACAGUGUGUUCUCUCAGCGCAUGUUGAAUCAGUGUCUGGAGUCGCUGGUGCAGAAGAUCCAGAGCGGAGUGGUGAUCAACUUUGAGAAAACAGGGCCUGACCCGCCUCCUUUAGAGGAUGCCCCAGCUGAAGUGCUGAAGUCUGGUGCACAGCCGUGGCAUUGUUGUCACAAGUUGAUCUACGUACGACCCAACCCUAAAACCGGUGUACCCAUCGGUCACUGGCCAAUCCCUGAGGCUUUCUGGCCGGACCAGAACUCUCCAACGCUGCCCCCGCGCUCAGCCCACCCACAUGUCCGUUUCUCCUGUCUGGACGCGGAGCCCAUGGUGAUAGACAAGGUACCCUUCGACAAGUAUGAGCUGGAGCCGUCGCCUCUCACACAGUACAUCCUGGAGAGGAAGUCCCCACACACCUGCUGGCAGGUGUUUGUAUGUAACAGUGCCAAGUACAGUGACAUGGGCCAACCGUUUGGCUACUUAAAGGCCAGCACAGCUCUGAACUGCGUCAACCUGUUUGUGAUGCCCUACAACUACCCCGUGCUUCUGCCACUUCUGGACGACUUGAUCAAAGUGCACAAGUUCAAGCCCACCAUUAAAUGGCGUCAGUCCUUUGAGAACUACUUGAAGACCAUGCCUCCAUACUAUAUCGGGUCCCUGAGGAAGGCUCUCAGAAUCAUGGGAGCGCCAAACCUGCUGGCCGACAACAUGGAGUACGGCCUGAGCUACAGCGUGGUGUCCUACCUGAAGAAGCUCAGCCAACAGUCAAAAAUAGAGUAUGACCGCCUGAUUGCCCUGAUUGGUAAAAAGCCUCCACCAGAAGCUGGCAUCAAGGUUCGCUGGCGGGGCGGUGGUAUUUCUCUGGCCCAGCGCCGGGACUUCAUCCAGCAGCUGCAGAGUCUCUCAGGAGAAGGUCCUGCUCUGCCCAUGGAGCUCAACCCCAAAGAGUUCCAGGGCUUCCACUUGGCGCUGCUCAACAAGGGCUUAAAGCCACAGAGUUUUAGAAAUCCCUACGACAUCCCCCGCAGCCACCUGCUGGACCAGCUCAGCAGAAUGAGGAGGAACCUGCUCAACACCAGCGUCUGUAACCUCAGAGGGCAGGACUCAGACCAGCUCCACAGUGUGCCAAUAGCCCAGAUGGGCAACUACCAAGACUUCCUCAAAGCUGCUCCUCAGCCUCUUCGAGACGCCGACCCUGAGCAGCCCAAACGUCUGCACACGUUCGGCAACCCCUUCAAACUAGACAAGAAGGGCAUGAUGAUCGACGAGGCAGAUGAGUUUGUGACGGGCCCUCAGAACAAGGGGAAGAGACCAGGAGACAGCAACAACAUGACGGGUGGAGGACCCAAGCGACGGCGCUGCAUGUCUCCUUUGCUCCGUCUGGGCCGGGCCUACACCCCUCCAGUAACACCUCCCGCCAGCCCUCGACCACCAUCAGCUGAAGACAUGGACAUGAGUGACGGAGCACCUGAACCAGACCUGAUCAUAAACCACCUGAAUGAGAACCACUACGGCUCAGACAGCUUGGAGGAGGAUCCUCCUUCGGGACCUGCUGACCGCCAGGAGAACCACAUGGCCACAGACCACCAGGACCUCCUGCACAGGGACGAGGAGGAGAACGGGCAACCCCAGGUGGAAGAGCUGCUGCCGGGCUGCGAGGGAGGAGCAGUGGUGGUGCUGGGGGAGGAUCAGCCGCCUCGCUACCUGUCACCUGCAGCUCUGAAGAAGCACAUUCACACUGAGACGACAAAGGUCAACAACGAGCUGCGGGCGCUCAUCACCAAGGAGAUCAGAAAACCCGGCAGACACUAUGAGAAGAUCUUCCUCCUCCUGAAGCAGAUCCAGGGCACGCUGGACACCCGACUCAUCUUCCUCCAAAACAUCAUCAAAGAGGCGGCCAGGUUCAAGAAGCGUGUUCUCAUCGAGCAGCUUGAGAACUUCCUGGAAGAGAUCCAUAACAGAUCCAACAACAUGAACCUCGUGGACCCGCUCUGAGAACGGCUCAUUCCCAAACUGAACUCACUGAUAAUGUACCCAUCAACCCUCCACACCCUUCUCAACCCGCCCCUCCUGUACUGGGGCCAUGACGAGACGGGCCAAGCCUGCAUCCAGCGCUCAGACCGUGAGCUCUGCAGUGGACUCUCUUCAUUAUGUUAACUUGUUGAUCGUCCUGUUGGUUUGCACACAGAGUUGAUUCUCCAGAUACCUAAAAGGGGGAAGUGAGGGAGCAUUUUGUUGCUUCAGAUGAAGUCUGUGCCUACUCAGAGAGCAGGGUUAUUUGUCUGACCGGUGAGCCCUCCUGAGGCGUUCCCAUUGAUUAUCCUCCUCCCUGAUUGGAUUCUCCUUUUUUUUUUCUUUUUUUUUUAAAUGACAGAAGAGAGUGAAAAGUCUCUCAAAUAAGGAGGCGGAGUAAACGAGGGAGUGCAGAGGAACAGAUGGCAGCCUGCACCUGGAUGUUACGUUCAGUCAUGUUUUAUCCGUGAUGUAGGAAGGGUUCAGGGUCUGUGUGUGUGUGUGUGUGUGUGUGUGUGUGUGUGUGGUUGCGUGCGCGUUUUCAGCCAACUCAGGGUCAAACGGGAUCCAGUGCACAUGCUCAUGAAACACUUCUCUUCCCUCAUGCCUUUUCAUUCAUUUACCUUCCCUUCUCACCCAGGUUGUUUUGUUAUGUGGGAGGAUGAGUCUGUCAUCCUGUUGAAGUGUACUGUCUACACUCCGUUCACUCAAGCACUCCUCUGCUCUGCUCUUGAACGACUUGGCUCAAGUAUUUAAUUGGUUAACUUGUGGUUCAGUUUAAAUCUUGUAUUUGUCGACUUGUGGUUUUCCCUCCAGACUGACACUUAAUAUUACUGAGUCGUUACUUAAUGAACAAUCACAUUUUCCAUGACGUCUGGAGACUGUAAACUUUUAAAAAGUCUGUGUCUUUUGCAAAGAGACCAACACAAAGUAAAACCAUCGUAAUGAUGCAGCGUCAUUGGUGACAGAUGUUGAAACACAGGGACACAAAGCUCAGGAACUAAUACUAGUGCAUCAUAAUCAGCAAUAACAUUGGAGCUACUUUGACCCCACUUUUAUCUUUCUUUGAGCCUGAAACGGCCGAUAUGCAACACACACUGUCGUCCCCUGGAGUGUUGAUGAACUGAGAGCUCGGAUGCCAGCCUGUCCCAACGUGUGCCGGUCGCUGCCAAAUAACUUCACCCCACUCCUUUAACUCCCCCCAUCCGCCAUGAAUCUUAAACCAACUUCUUGUCCCUGAACCGUGAAUGCACUUGUGUACAUUUGAGAAUGUUUAUUUAAUGUAAUCUAAAAGAAGAAAACCACAUUUUGUCACAGGAGUUUGUUUUCCAACAAUCUUCAUUCUUGUUUUUUUUUUUUUUGUCAGUUCAUUUGAAUUUUCUCAAAUCUACGCAAAUAAUCCGAAGUGAGGUGGAGAGGUCAAGAGUUGAUUUGUGAUUCUGAGGGCAGCCCUCUUCUGCUCCCUCCCUCCUUGGACAGGGACCAAAAUCUGCCAUACUUGUCUUUGUUUGUGAAGAGGCCGCUACCAAAAGAGUAUUUUGAAUACACUGUAAAGAUGUAAAUAACCCUAGAGUACUAUUUAAAGAGAAUGUUCAGUGGAAAACGGCCUUUUUGUAAGUAUUUCCAUGAAUAAAGUUUCUAUUUUACACUGUGAAGGGCCAUGUAAAUAAAGUGUUCUGUAAACAUG
Molecule: messenger RNA, 4660 nt
Organism: Acanthopagrus latus (yellowfin seabream)
Lineage: Eukaryota; Metazoa; Chordata; Actinopteri; Spariformes; Sparidae
Gene: ints6
Product: integrator complex subunit 6
Exons: 18
Coding region: 343-2955 (870 amino acids)
Biological process (GO): snRNA 3'-end processing
Cellular component (GO): integrator complex
Source: RefSeq, a predicted model, not a curated record